AUGGUGUCUAUUCGUACAGAGGAUGUCAGCUACAGAAAGAGAUGUUAUGUCCAAGCUCUUCGGCAUACGGGUUGGACAUUUCAGCGGAUUGCUAAUGAUCAAGGCCUUGCAGUCUCGACAGUGUAUGGAAUUUGCAACUCACCUGCUACACCACAGAGAGAAGGGAGAUGCGGCCGUCAUGUGAUAAUUGAUACACGUACCCGUCGUAUGUUGGUUUUUGAAGCCACCUCUACUGCUGAAUCUAGGAGGAAACCUUUGUCAGAUAUUGCUCAAGAGGUUGGCAUUCAGGUAUCUGCCAAAACUCUCCGUGACGCUUUUGCUAAAGAAGGGUAUCAUCGACGUGUGGCACGAAAGAAGCCCUUUCUCAAUGAGACUCAAAGAAACAGAGGUCUCAGAUUUGCUCUGGAACGUCAUAAUUGGACUGCAGAAGACUGA
Morchella sextelata is the source of this 435-nucleotide messenger RNA. RefSeq lists its product as uncharacterized. Gene Ontology annotation, molecular function: DNA binding. The transcript has a single exon. NCBI's taxonomy places the organism in Eukaryota, Fungi, Ascomycota, Pezizomycetes, Pezizales, Morchellaceae. Gene Ontology annotation, biological process: DNA transposition; DNA integration. Bases 1 to 435 code for a protein of 144 amino acids. The record is from RefSeq and is a predicted model, not a curated record.